AUGCCUUUUGGUCUAAAGAAUGCAGGGGCCACAUAUCAGAGAGCCAUGAACCUGAUCUUCCAUGACAUAUUGGGGAAGAUUUUGGAGGUUUAUAUUGAUGACAUGGUCGUGAAGUCUAAGAAGCGAAUGGACCAUAUCGUAGAUCUCAGAAAGAGAGGAAUUGAGGUUCCAGAAGAUAAGGCAAACGUGGUCAUCAACGCCUCUCCCCCGCGAAUGAAGAAGGAGCUACAGCGAAUGUUGGGUAAGAUCAAUUUUCUGCGACAAUUCAUCUCUAAUUCUGCAGCGGUAGAGGCUUCCAUUGGCAGUGUCCUCGCUCAGGUUGAUGAAGCAGGCGUCGAACUUGCUAUCUUUUACCUUAGUAGGACCCUCACAGACUGCGAAACAAGGUACACUCCCAUGGAAAGGCUGUGCCUCACUCUAUACUUCUCCGCUUGCAAGCUGCGACAUUAUAUGUUAUCCUUUACUACUUGCAUCAUCGCUCAGACCGAUCUGAAAGCAGUGAAAGAACAAGCCAUCGCAGACUUUCUGGAUCAUCACCCCAUGCUAGACGUCCCUGCGGUAAGAGAUUUAGAGGUUGCUAUUGAAACUGUAGCUUGGCCUGAUCUGGCAUGCUUACCUGAGUACACCAUGUUAUAUCAAGCCACGUUAGAGUUUCGAUGCACCAACAACCAGUAUGAAUAUGAGGCCCUUAUUAUUGGCCUAGAAGUGUUACUCGAACUAGGAGUCAGAGACAUCCAGGUACGUGGUAAUUCUUUACUCGUAAUCAAUAAGCUUCGCGCAAAGUACAGAUGCUCCAGCUACUUGCUUGCCCCAUUUUUGGAUUGCACCCUUGAACUUCUGGCCCAAUUUGAGCAUGUGGAUUUAGACUAUAUUCCUCACGAGCGCAACUUCGCGGCCAAUGAACUCGCUCAGUUGGCUACCGGCGUUACUUUGAAGUAUGGGGUUCGCGAACUAAUUCUCAAGGUUGAGCGACGCACGCUGCCUUCGUGGCUUGCACGACUUCUUGGAGCUCAUCAGGCGGGUCCAAAGAUGCAAUGGCUCAUCAGGAGACAUGGGUACUAUUGGCCUAACAUUUUGAAGGAUUGUAUCGCGUUCGCGAAAAACUGCCAGGAUUGCCAGGCUCAUGGACCAGUCCAGCACAUUCCUAAUAUUGCCAUACAACCCAUCAUUAAACCUUGGCCUGCGUGA
Messenger RNA from Rosa chinensis, 1188 nucleotides. RefSeq lists its product as uncharacterized. Lineage: Eukaryota; Viridiplantae; Streptophyta; Magnoliopsida; Rosales; Rosaceae. The record is from RefSeq and is a predicted model, not a curated record. The coding region runs from base 1 to 1188 and encodes 395 amino acids. Gene Ontology annotation, molecular function: RNA-DNA hybrid ribonuclease activity; nucleic acid binding. The transcript has 5 exons.